Nerophis lumbriciformis (worm pipefish) is the source of this 1794-nucleotide messenger RNA. Lineage: Eukaryota; Metazoa; Chordata; Actinopteri; Syngnathiformes; Syngnathidae. The record is from RefSeq and is a predicted model, not a curated record.
AUGUUGCAGGCUGCGGCACUUUGGCUUUUGACACUUGCUACCCAGCUACCUGAGACAACGCAGGGUCCUCAGCAACGCUUUUUGCUCAGGGAGCUGCUGAGAGAUUACAAUCCCAUGGAAAGGCCUGUGGCCAAUGACUCCCACACCCUCACAGUCCACUUCUCCAUCACUCUAAUGCAAGUCAUGGAUGUGGAUGAAAAGAACCAGAUCCUCACCACAAAUAUAUGGCUACAGAUGCAGUGGUAUGAUCACUACCUGCAGUGGAAUCAGUCUGAGUACCCCGGAGUUAAAAACCUUCGCUUCACUGCAGAUCAAGUAUGGACACCAGACAUAUUGCUUUAUAACAGUGCUCACAACAAGUUUGACGCCACCUUUAAGACCAACGUGCUGGUAAACUCCAGUGGGUUCUGUGAGUAUCUGCCUCCAGGAAUAUUUAUCAGCACCUGCAAUGUGGAUGUGCGCUGGUUUCCCUUUGAUAUUCAACGUUGCGAGUUGAAGUUUGGAUCCUGGACAUUCGACGGCUGGCUGCUGGACAUUCAGAUGAAGGAGGCAGAUGUGUCGGGAUACAUGCCCAAUGGAGAGUGGGACCUACUGGAGGUGCCCGGAGGUCGGCACGAGAUUUUCUAUGACUGCUGUGCAGAACCUUACCCCGACGUAACUUUUGUGGUCACCCUGCGCCGGCGGACACUUUAUUACGCUCUCAACCUCCUCAUCCCCUGCGUGCUCCUCUCGUCCAUGACACUUCUCGUCUUCCUGCUCCCAGCCAACUCCGGAGAGAAGAUUAGCUUGGGAAUUACUGUUCUACUUUCUCUGACUGUCUUCAUGUUGAUGGUUGCUGAGAUAAUGCCAGCGACUUCAGAUUCUAUACCACUCAUAGGUCAGUACUUUGCCAGCACCAUGGUGAUUGUUGGGAUGUCUGUAGUGGCUACAGUCAUUGUCCUUCAAUUCCAUCACCACAACCCCAACAAUGGACAGAUACCACAUUGGGUCAACCUAGUUCUUCUGCAGUGGGUACCUUGGUUCCUGAGGAUGAAACGUCCAGGUGAGGGAAUGGAACAUGAUCGUCCACACAGCCAGGCAGAUACUCAAAGCAAGACCCUGUCCUCACCUGCCACUCAACUGACCGCCAUUAUCCCCCAAAGCCUUGCGUCCCUGAGAGCCAGCCUGGCUCAGCUCCAUCACACCCCGCCUCAUGAGUGCAUUUCCCAAGCCGUUAUUCUUCCGCAUGUCAUCCAUAGAGAUCCUAGCCCCAAUCUGCAUCCUCAACCAAACGGUCAUCUGCCUUACAUGGGGUUCCAGGCCUUUCAGUCUACUGCAGAAGUAGAAGGCCAGAGUCACAAUCAGAUGAGGGGCUCCUACGGACCAACGGGCGAAGAUGGAGAAGCUUCAGAUGGAGGGGGAGAUAUUCCGAGUCAUCAACAAUUUUUGUCUGCCAAAUUGCAGGAAACAGCAUCCAUAAACCCCGAGUCGUCAACCAUGUCUCCAGGGUCGGGUGGUUUAGAAGCGGGGACAGGUUCAGGUAGGGCUGCCCUUUCAGACACCCACAGUGGCAUCAUUGGAAGCGGGGCAGUGGACAACCAGCUCAAGGCUCUUCUCACUGAAGUACAGUUCUUAGUGGAACGGGUUCGCGAACAGGACCGGCAGCUCAGUCUAGCUGAACAGUGGCAGUUCGCUGCAGCCGUUAUCGACCGCCUGUGUCUGGUCGGAUUCAGCGUCUUCAACAUAAUCUGCACCAUUGCUAUUCUCAUGGCCGCACCCAACUUUGGAGAAGCUCUGGCGAAAGACUUCCUCUGA